CUAAAUAUCACAAGCGGGUAAGAACCAGAUGUCUUCUUCGUCCCCAUUUCAGUUUCGCUCGCAAGAGAGAAAGCCCUAGAAUUUUCCAUAGCCUUUCUGCGUAAACUCUAAUUUAAUCAGGCCCUCCUUUACUCCAUACGCAAAACAUGAGCCGCUAUGACAGCCGCUCCACCGAUCCCGGCUCGUACCGCGACCGGAGAAGCGAUUCAGGGUUCGGCGGGGGUUCGUCUUACAGCGGAGCUCGUUCGUCGUCGGGAAGGAGAGAUUACGAGGGGAUUGAGUCGCCUCGGAAGUUGGAUUUGGAUGGAUUGCCUCCAUUCGAGAAGAAUUUCUAUGUGGAGUCUCCGUCCGUGGCAGCGAUGUCGGAAAGUGAGGUUGAGGAGUACCGGAGGCGGCGGGAGAUCACCAUUGAAGGUCGGGACGUGCCAAAGCCAAUCAAGACUUUCCGUGAUGCCGGGUUUCCAGAUUAUGUGCUGCAAGAAAUUGUAAAGGCUGGCUUUUCUGAACCUACACCAAUUCAAGCUCAGGGAUGGCCAAUGGCUUUAAAGGGUCGUGAUCUGAUCGGUAUUGCUGAAACAGGUUCAGGCAAGACACUUGCCUACCUCUUGCCUGCAAUCGUCCAUGUGAAUGCUCAGCCAAUUUUAGCUCCUGGAGAUGGCCCCAUCGUGCUAGUUUUAGCUCCAACACGUGAGCUUGCUGUUCAGAUACAGCAAGAAGCUACUAAGUUUGGUGCAUCAUCAAGGAUUAAAAAUACCUGCAUAUAUGGUGGGGUUCCUAAGGGUCCCCAAGUUCGUGAUCUCCAGAAAGGUGUUGAAAUUGUUAUUGCUACCCCUGGAAGGUUGAUUGAUAUGAUAGAAUCUCAUCAUACAAACUUGCGAAGGGUUACAUACCUUGUGUUGGACGAAGCAGACCGAAUGCUUGACAUGGGAUUUGAACCUCAGAUUCGAAAAAUUGUUUCUCAGAUUCGGCCUGAUCGUCAAACCUUGUACUGGAGUGCUACAUGGCCCAAGGAGGUUGAACAACUUGCAAGGCAAUUCCUUUAUAAUGCCUACAAAGUCAUUAUAGGUUCUCCAGAUUUGAAAGCUAAUCAUGCAAUUCGCCAGCAUGUGGAGAUUGUUUCUGAGAACCAUAAAUAUAACAAAUUGGUGAAGUUGCUGGAGGACAUCAUGGAUGGUAGCAGGAUUCUGAUCUUCAUGGAUACCAAAAAAGGAUGUGACCAGACUACUCGGCAGCUUCGUAUGGAUGGCUGGCCUGCUCUCUCUAUACAUGGAGACAAGAGUCAAGCAGAGAGGGAUUGGGUUCUCUCAGAGUUCAAAGCUGGCAAGAGUCCUAUAAUGACUGCAACAGAUGUUGCAGCUCGUGGUUUAGAUGUGAAGGAUGUGAAAUUUGUCAUCAACUAUGAUUUUCCGGGAUCCUUGGAGGAUUAUGUUCACCGGAUUGGUCGUACUGGAAGAGCUGGGGCCAAAGGAACAGCAUACACUUUUUUUACAGCUGCAAAUGCGAGGUUUGCAAAAGACCUCAUGAGAAUUCUCGAGGAAGCUGGACAGAAGGUCAGUCCUGAGCUGGCAGCAAUGGGUCGUGGUGCACCCCCUCCUCCAGGUCAUGGGGGCUUUCGAGAUCGAGGCCGGGGGUACAGUGGUGGUGGUCGCCCGUGGAACUAAUGGAACUGAUCUAGAAACGGGAUGUCGGCUAGGGAUAGAAAUCCAAACAGAAUAGAAGUGCUUGCAGUGUCUUGGGAUGGCAUGUAAGGAUCCGAUUCCAUUCAUCUUCAUAACUUCGUGGAGUAUUGCUUUGUAAAAUUGAGACACUCAUGAGCAGCAGUAUCUUCUUUCUUCCCAGAUGAACUUGGGGCACUACUAGCAGCGUUAGGAUUAUAUAUUAUUAGCAGUUUAUGGUCCCAGUCUCACAAUUACUUAGUAUUUUAUUUACGUGUUUAUUAUUAUUAUUAUUAUUAACUAAAGCUUUAAUCUCGGUAUUCUCCGAGGUUCACAACUUAAACAUCUUCCACACAGAGUAAUCCCCCACACCUUCAGUACAUGUUAGUCCUAGGUUUUGGCAUAUUCUUUUCCAUGUUAGUCCUGUAAACUUCUUUAGGUUCUUGUUAGUUUGUUAACGCAUAAGUCGUAUAUAUCACUAUUAACUUAUCAAGUUUUA
Messenger RNA from Diospyros lotus (date-plum), 2154 nucleotides. RefSeq names its product DEAD-box ATP-dependent RNA helicase 20. Lineage: Eukaryota; Viridiplantae; Streptophyta; Magnoliopsida; Ericales; Ebenaceae. The transcript is spliced from 10 exons. The coding region runs from base 147 to 1661 and encodes 504 amino acids. Gene Ontology annotation, cellular component: ribonucleoprotein complex; nucleus; cytoplasm. The record is from RefSeq and is a predicted model, not a curated record. Gene Ontology annotation, molecular function: ATP binding; RNA binding; RNA helicase activity.